Aspergillus tanneri is the source of this 609-nucleotide messenger RNA. Its product is annotated as oxidase ustYa family protein. The transcript is spliced from 5 exons. Lineage: Eukaryota; Fungi; Ascomycota; Eurotiomycetes; Eurotiales; Aspergillaceae. Gene Ontology annotation, biological process: mycotoxin biosynthetic process. Bases 1 to 609 code for a protein of 202 amino acids. The record is from RefSeq and is a predicted model, not a curated record.
AUGGACGAACUCUGUCUGUACCACACUUCUGCGUACUCACCGGUAUUGAAAGAAAUCAACCCUGAAUUGGAGUUAGUUCAGUUCAACGGGACUCUGGGAUAUCCCUCCGAGUUUACUGGGGACCCGAGUCCUGAACUGGAUGCGGUAUGGGACAAAUGGGGAUAUGUCAAAUACGCAAGUAUCCCCCCUGAGGAGUUCCUAAAGCUGCCCGGCGCAGAUCCAGACGCAGCGCGACUCACCCCUGAGUAUGGGGGGAGGUGCCUGAACAUGAUGCGGCAAGCUAUGCACCAGGACUACUAUAAUAACCCUGAGUUCCCCGAGCAAAGGGCUCCUGUUUUCACUGAUAGACCGUUCACAGUCAAGAUGCAUCUACAGCACUGCGUUGAGAUCUUACGCCAGAAUAUUAUGUGCAAUGCCGACGUCGGUAUAAUCCCUCACGAGUGGGUGACCCAAACUCCAGAUCCAUUUGCCAACUUCAACACCUGGCACAAGUGUCGCGACCUGAAGAGUGUAGAGAAGUGGAUUCACGAGCACGAGAUCCCAACCCCCCCGGACGGGAGUGACCUGCCGAUUCCGCUCGAUUCGAGGAUCUUUCCUACUUUGCCGUAG